Triticum urartu is the source of this 898-nucleotide messenger RNA. The record is from RefSeq and is a predicted model, not a curated record. Lineage: Eukaryota; Viridiplantae; Streptophyta; Magnoliopsida; Poales; Poaceae.
AUGGACGAAAAGGGCCGGGAGGCCCAGCCCACGGUCUUCGGUCCAUGCCAAGGCCCUGCACAGACAACCGAGAGGGUGGACCCGGCGCCGAUGGCCACAGGUAGGCCGCCGGCGAGCGGCUUGCUGCCAUUUAAACCCACAAAAAUUCACCGGAGCCCAGAAAUUGACGGGACCUCGCGCGGCAUCAUCACACUGCCCAUGGAGGCUGUGGUUAAAAUGCGGGGCCGUUUCGCCUACGCCUUCACGGAUUUUGUGAAGGGGUGCAGGGCCCGUUCCUCCUUUGUCCUCAAAACUUUUUCUGCGCUCAUACGAGUCCGUUCAAAUACCCGCAGGGUCAGGCUUCCCUUGUUCCCUGCAUUCCGCACGAUCGAUGCCGUCACUUACGCAAACAUUGCAACUUUCCAAAUAGAUCGCGACGUCCUCGACCUUGCUACUGAGCCCAAUGAUUCCCUUCUCGGAGUUCUUGCCAUGGACGAUCCUGACGAGAUGUUCUCCACUGCUCGCAUAUUAGAAGAUGGCAAGAAAUGGCCAACCGAUGAUGACUCAGAUCCGGAGGACGGAGGGGACACGGAGGAUGAUGACAAUGACGACGACUCGGACGUUGAUGUCCUCGGGACCAAUUUAGGGCUCGGGGACGCAGAUUCCUUGGAUGAUCCAAGUAACAUUAGUGGUGAUGAUGACGGUUAUGAUGACGAGGGGGAUGAUAUGGACAGUGGGGAUGAAAACAAUGACGAUGAUGAGGAAGGUGACUUUGAUGUGGGAGGGGGGUUACUUGAGAUGAUGGGUGGCGGGGAUGGUGAUGAGAGUGGUGACACGAUCGAGUCCUUCAGCAGCGGUGAGGAUGAAGGGUGGCUCAUGUGAGAGCAGAUGAUGAUUCUUUUCUUUCUAUGCAUGGUCG